Messenger RNA from Kuraishia capsulata CBS 1993, 1359 nucleotides. RefSeq lists its product as uncharacterized. Gene Ontology annotation, molecular function: protein kinase binding. Gene Ontology annotation, biological process: signal transduction. The record is from RefSeq and is a predicted model, not a curated record. Lineage: Eukaryota; Fungi; Ascomycota; Pichiomycetes; Pichiales; Pichiaceae. The transcript has a single exon. Gene Ontology annotation, cellular component: nucleotide-activated protein kinase complex; nucleus; cytoplasm. The coding region runs from base 1 to 1359 and encodes 452 amino acids.
AUGGGGAAUACUCUUUCGCAGGACAACGCAGAGACAGGUCACCACGAUCACCACCACCAUCAUCGUCACCAUUUUCAACACUCGCAAACCCCAAAUUUAGAACCUUUGAAAUCUCCAAGCUCACAUCAAUCUCCUGAUCCCACGGAUAUGCAGCGCCCAGGGUUUCCAGACAGCUCAGUAAACCUCCCCGAGUCCCAGCAUUUUGAGAACGGGUCUCCAUCCAGCGAGGACGUCCGUCAAAUCCCCUCAAAGGAUGUUUCGAUGGUUGAUGUGUCCGGCGAUGCAAGACUUGGCUCUUCGUCGAAUUCUGGCUCCAAUUCACGUUCCGGAUCUGCCAUGAAUCUGGACUCAGCUGAUGAGCUUGCAGGGCUACAGCCAUUGAGAAGAAAGUCCACCUUGAUUUUGACAGAUGACAUUGAUUUUGAGAGGCUAAAACUGGGCCAGAGGCCUCCUGAGGACGAUAUGGUGAUUGAUGACGAUGGUGAUCUUGGUCAAGUGCCUCCUCCGGUAUUCAAGCAGGAUGAUGUGGGGGAUGAAAAUAGCAGUACCAGCAACGACGUACAGCAACAGCAGAGUGGACGCAACGCACAGAGACCACCUGAGAUUGAAAAGGUUCCCACCGUGAUAAGAUGGACCGAAGGCGGCUCGAAGGUCUACGUGACCGGUACGUUUACUGGUGGGGGAAAGAUGUUUGCGUUGAAUGGCCCUAGUUCCAAGGACGGCUCGUUUUCCAUAAAACUGGACUUGGUUUUGGGAACGCAUAGAUUCAGAUUCAUUGUGGAUAAUGAGAUCAGGAUCAGCAACUUCAUACCAACUGCCACUGAUCAAAUGGGUAAUCUGGUGAACUACCUGGAAGUGGUUUCAAGACACCAUGAAGAGCGCUCCUCUUCUAUAUCAGACAACAAGUCGAGGUCUUCCCUCACCACCAUGGACUCCAAACUUGGUCUUACCAGAGAUGAUGACGACAUGGGAGAUGGUUACUCGAGAUAUCACGACGAAGAUGAGGCAUAUGUGACUCCCGAAACGGUUUACACCACCUCUGUGCCUGCUAUUUUCACUGAUCCAAAGGUCAUGGAGCAAUACUACCUGACUUUGGAUAACCAGCAAAACGGAACCGGGAAUAAUAACCAGCAAUGGUUGAUUCCUCCCCAAUUACCUCCUCACCUCGAAAACGUGAUCUUGAACAGCUACAACAAUGCCGAUAAGGAUAACACCAGUGGUGCUCUCUCUAUCCCCAAUCACGUGGUCCUCAACCAUCUAGCAACAACCAGCAUCAAACACAACACCCUGGCGGUUGCAAGUGUUGUGCGGUAUAAGAAGAAGUAUGUGACACAAAUUUUGUACGCUCCAUUGCAAUAA